Molecule: messenger RNA, 1624 nt
Organism: Drosophila hydei
Lineage: Eukaryota; Metazoa; Arthropoda; Insecta; Diptera; Drosophilidae
Product: PHD finger protein 7
Exons: 2
Coding region: 25-1572 (515 amino acids)
Cellular component (GO): nucleus
Source: RefSeq, a predicted model, not a curated record
CCCCAAUUUAUCAGUUAUCGAUAAAUGCACCGCGCUACGGUCACAUUGUUGCAGCACUGUUUGAAUGAAAGUGGAAUAUAUUUGAACAAAAUGCUUAAAUGUGAUAUAUGCAAUAAAAGCAAUGAGGAUGAGGAUGAAGAUGAUGCGCUGCUAUAUGGCGAAUGGAUGGUCAAACAGAAGGUAACGGUGCACUACUAUUGCCUGUUGCUGUCGACGAAUUUAGCUCAACGCGGCGGCGAUUCGAGCGGAAUUUUAGGCUUUUUGUUGCGCGAUAUACGCCAAGAGGCAGCCGCGGCACAAAAGCGUAAAUGUGCCUUCUGCCGCGAGCAAGGCGCCAGCGUUAUUUGUUUCAAAUGUCGCAUUGUUUUCCACAUGAGCUGCGGCCUGGAAAAUCGUUGCAUCUAUCAUUUUCGUGAUGAUUUUCGCAGCUACUGUGAGAGCUGUGCCCCGCUGGACGAAUACAAAAAACAGUUGCUGGCCAACCCGCCAAAGACGGCCAUCUGUGACAUCUGCUUCAACCCCAUCUCGCCCUUUCUACUGCACACUGUCACCUACGGCGAUUGUUGCCGCAAAGGCUUUGCUCAUCGGACGUGCAUGCGACGCUAUGCUUUGGCGUCUGGCUAUUAUUUGCGCUGUCUCUGGUGUCGGUCAAAGAGCUUUCAUGAUAACAUACGACUGCAGUCGGUCUUCGUGCCCGAUCGCGAUGCGACGUGGGAGCGACAACCGAAUGCCUAUAGUGAGCUGCACAACAGGCGAAUGCGCUGUGAGCAAACUGAGUGCCUGUGUCCAAAGGGACGGGAUUUCAAUCGUAAUACCUGGACCAUUCAGCCGUGCAUAUUGUGCGCUGCCACGGGCACUCAUUACAAAUGUUAUGUGGGCACAGCGCGUUUGUCGCGCACCACUGCCAAAGAACCGAACAAUUUCAAAUGCAACACGUGCACUGAGGUGGAGGCAAAGCUCCAACAGUCCAAGCAAAAACAAGUGCCCUCGCCAAAUAGCAACUGGGAAACAGCAGACAAAAACAUUGAUUCAUCUUAUUAUAUGCCUAAGAAUUGUUACGAACUGACCGUCGCAGCUGAUGAUGAUUCGCUGGUGCACUCCGGAGAGGAUUCGUCGUCAACUGAAGCCAGCGUCGUGACCGUUUUGGGCUCGCAGCGUAUGACAGUGCUUAGCUGUGAUAAAUUAAACGAUAUAGCAAUGGGGCAGGCGCAGUCGCAGUCGCAGAUGCCGACUUCAACUCCAACAUCUGUGGAACAAACCGUCAUUGAGCUGCCGGACACACAGCCCAUAGCUACGCAACAGCUACUGAUCAGCUGCUUGAAGCCACCUUUGUUACUGCGCGAAUCCUUCACAAACGGCUCAUAUUUUUAUCUCAUUGUCUACGAAUACAACGAGCAGUUGGCAAAUCCCUGCAGGGGCAGUUGCACCUUGCGCUUUGCUUUAGAUGAUAAACGCCUGGGCGAUCGGUCAACGCAGACACUGGAGCAACUGCAGCUGCUGGAAACAGACAUUUGGUAUCGAGAUAGCGAUCGUGGCAUCUACGACAAAAUCGAUCAAUAUACCAACAAAUAGCUUCGGCUUCGACAAUGUUUAACAAAUUAUAUAUAUUACAAUUAAUAGCAAC